UUAAUGGCCAAUAAAGUGACAAGAAAAAUAAAAAAUGUCGUUAAGCAGUACACUUUCGCCGAAGUUAAAAUUAGGGAAGCUACGUCAAACGAUCCUGGAGGUCCAACGCCAAAACAGUUGGACGAGAUAGCUGAACUGUCGUAUCAUGCGGUGGCCGUCGUUGAAAUAUUAGGAAUAAUCUGGAAGAGGUUGAGUGAUGGUGAGAAACAAUGGAGACAUCUGUACAAGUCACUGAUUGUUCUUGAUCAUCUUGUGAAAUGUGGCAGUGAAAAGGUUGCCUUGUACAGCCAAGAGAAAAUAGACCUAAUUAAACAACUAAAUAACAUAGACCUAUAUUAUGAUGGCUAUGAUGUGGGGACACAAAUUAGUACAAAAGCCAAACAGUUAGUGUCACUGUUGACAGAUAAAGAUAGGCUACAAAAUGAGAGAACAAAAAUGCUUGCCGCCAAACGAACUUUUGCUAAA
Messenger RNA from Helobdella robusta, 465 nucleotides. RefSeq lists its product as hypothetical. Gene Ontology annotation, molecular function: phospholipid binding; clathrin binding. NCBI's taxonomy places the organism in Eukaryota, Metazoa, Annelida, Clitellata, Rhynchobdellida, Glossiphoniidae. The annotation marks the transcript as partial. The record is from RefSeq and is a predicted model, not a curated record. The transcript is spliced from 2 exons. Gene Ontology annotation, biological process: endocytosis. Gene Ontology annotation, cellular component: clathrin vesicle coat; endosome; plasma membrane.